AUGACUACUCCAACGCUGAUCAACCUCCCGCCUCCACCUUCAGACCCCGUCACACCAUCAGAUAUGGGACCUGGCACGCCAAACUCAGGCCUCUCAGCCCUAUCAACAACAGCCAUAAAAGACGGCCACCAAGGCGCACCAUUCCCCCACGCCCGUCACACCCACCAAUCCUCCUCAGCCUCCACAUCCUCAACAACAACCCUAGACGCCGAGCGCGCCGACCGCAUCUCCCGCCUCGCCGGUCUAGAACGACCCGAGCCGGCGGCCACUACUCCUCCUCCUCCCGCGAAUGCAAACGCAAACGCAAAUACAGGCGCGGGUGCAAAUGCGACCUCCACACCUCAAACACACACCCCCGGCGCUGCAGCCUCGUACGGCUACUUCGACAGUCCUGCAACGCUGAAAGAGCGCAGUACCGUCGGCAGCGCGAGUGCUACGGGUAGUCUGGGAGGUAAUACGUACACUAGUACAUGGGCCAGCGGCAGUGAAGCUUACGAGGAUAAAAUGAGUGAAGAUCCAGAUCCGAUGGAUCGCGAUCAUGAACAUGAACAUGAACAUGACGAUGCUAUCUCGAGCAUUAGUAAUGGCGCGAGUAGUACUAUCAGUGGUCCUACUUCGCGACCGCCGCCUGGUCUUAAUCGGAUGUCUUCUGGCGGUGCUGGUGGUGCUAGACCGACGUCGAUGAGUUCGAAUGUUAGUCGGUCUAAUCCUUUGGCGUCUUAUUUGCAGCAACAACAGCAGCAGCAGCAGCAGAAUCCGUCGCAGUUGUAUCAGCAGCAGCAGGCGCAUCAGGGUUAUGCGGGUGAUAAUGGUAUGUCGCCUUCGCCUGCUGGGUCGAAUACGCCUGAGCCGAUGGAGGAUGCGCGCAUGGUUGAUGGGAUGACUUUUGAUCGUGAUGUGGUUGAUACUACGGCUCGAACUCCUCGUAUUGCUUCGCCUUUUGAUCGGGGUGAGGGUGGUGGUGGUGGUGGUGGUGGUGGUGGGUUUGGGACUCCGGGUCAUGAAUAG
Molecule: messenger RNA, 1008 nt
Organism: Penicillium cosmopolitanum
Lineage: Eukaryota; Fungi; Ascomycota; Eurotiomycetes; Eurotiales; Aspergillaceae
Exons: 4
Coding region: 1-1008 (335 amino acids)
Source: RefSeq, a predicted model, not a curated record